AUGCCUGGUCUUCUGCAAGAGCCUCAAUUCAAACACUUCACAAUCAAAGAAAUCGGUCUAACUUUCACUGCCGAAGUCGAGGGCGUAGAUUUAUCACAAGAUAUUCCUCAAGAAGUCUUUGAUGACAUUCUCAAAGCAAUCGCGAAAUAUGGCGUCCUAGUAUUCAGAGACACAGGUCUUGAUGAUACCCGGCACGUUGAAUUCUCGAAGCGCUUCGGAGAGCUCGAUGAUAUUAAGCCGUACUUAACCAAUGGACGAAAAGCAAGGUUCCCAUAUUACGAACUAUUCGACGCCGGGAAUCUGGAUGAUGAGGGGAAUCCAAUUGCUCUCGACAGCCAACGCUCACACUACAAUAAAGGAAAUGGUCUCUGGCACGUAGACUCCAGCUUCAACCCCCGCCGGGCAUCCUACUCUAUCCUCCUCGCGCACAUAAUCCCACCUCCUGGCACGGGCGGAGAAACAGGCUUCGCAGACACACGCACUGCAUUUGACGAGCUCCCUGCCGAUUUAAAAGCAGAGCUGCUCUCCAACGACUACGUAGCAGCGCAUUCACUCUUCCACUCACGCAAACUCGGAUCCCCGGAAUUCUUCGCCCACGUCAAUCCUAUGGAGCAUAAAAUGGCUCGGCACAAGCUUGUCCAACGGCAUGAACCAAGUGGCAGGAUGAACCUUUAUGUGGCGAGGCAUGCGCAUCAUAUUGAGGGGUUGGAGAAAAGGGACUCGGAUGAGUUGUUGGAUAGAUUGAUAGCCCAUGCGACGCAGGAGAAGUAUACGGUUGAGGUGCCGUGGAAUGGAGUGGGAGAUUUGGUGAUGUGGGAUAAUCGCUGCGUGAUGCAUAGGGCAACUGGUGGGAGCUUUGAGGGCAGGUACAGGAGAGAUAUGAGGAGGACGACAGUACAUGAUGGGAGCAGCACUGCUUGGGGACUGAAUGAAAAAGGGGACGUAAAGCUGGGGUUUCCGCAGACUUUUUAG
Messenger RNA from Hyaloscypha bicolor E, 972 nucleotides. RefSeq names its product taurine catabolism dioxygenase. Gene Ontology annotation, molecular function: oxidoreductase activity. The coding region runs from base 1 to 972 and encodes 323 amino acids. Lineage: Eukaryota; Fungi; Ascomycota; Leotiomycetes; Helotiales; Hyaloscyphaceae. The record is from RefSeq and is a predicted model, not a curated record. The transcript is spliced from 3 exons.